AUGUUAAUCUAUGUAAUUCAUGGAAAGACAGGAUUAGUUAUCGGAUCAGUCACUCCUUGGGUCGAAAUAAUUUAUCUGAGAAAUGGAGCUAAAAAGGUAACAACUGUCGAUUACAACAAAAUAAUAAUAGAUCACCCUCAAAUUGAAUAUCUUAAUGCGAUGAAUUUAGCACUACAGUGGAAAAGACUUAACGAAUCUUUCGAUUUUAUUGCCCAAUUUUCGAGCAUAGAACAUAGCGGCCUCGGUCGUUACGGUGAUCCUUUAGAUCCAGUCGGAGAUAUUCGAGAGAUUCGCAAAAUUCAUUGCCUCCUUAAAAAAGAUGGAUUACUUUUCUUAGGCUUACCGAUUGGUAAAGUGGAUCGCGUAGUAUUCAAUGCUCAUCGAAUUUACGGACCUUUGCGAUUAGCCUUACUUUUUGAAGGAUUUCAAGUGCUUGACGUCUUUCGCGGCGACAAAAAAGUACCUUUCAGUUCAACAAUAUUCGAAGUGAAUGAAUCAUUGUCCAUUAUGGGCAAAAUUCAUUUCUUGUUUGUUCUGAAAAAAUAUGAUGGAAAAUGA
This is a messenger RNA of Dracunculus medinensis (Guinea worm), 558 nucleotides long. The record is from the annotation of a GenBank genome assembly. Lineage: Eukaryota; Metazoa; Nematoda; Chromadorea; Rhabditida; Dracunculidae.